AAUGGCACAGAUACAAAGAUGAGUCCUCUAUCUAUCUCUAUGGCCUAGGUCUACUAAAACUUUUUGGAGGUGGCAACACUGCCAUCUACCUACAAUAUUGUACCUAGCUCUUCCUUCCUUCAGGCACGAUUCACACGGGAGCGCGCGUUCGCGUGCCACAUCCUUCAGCGAAAUGACAUAAUUUCGCUUCGCUAUGCUGUUUCUGAUAGAAACGCGGUAGAUUGGAACCCAUAGAUAGGACGAGGAUACAUAUACAUAGAUAGGACUAAGAUACAUAUAUUUGAUGAACUGGAAAGUCUGGCCAUUUUUUGUCGAGGGAGGUGUCAAUUGGAUUCUGAAUCGCGUCUGACCGCGUCUCGUCUAACUAGAAUUUUCUAUGGCUGCCCCAGCCAUGCAACAGCCCAGUUACCUUCUGGCCAACCUGAAAAUGGACUCGACCACCAAGCCUUUUCUCCAGUGUUGCCAGGAGCUGGUGAAGGUCAUUGAUGACUACCCUGCAAAGGAGCUGCACCUGAUUUUCCCCUGGCUGGUAGAGAGCGUUUUCGGCAGUCUUGACGGUGUCAUCGUGGGCUGGAACUUGGGAUUUCUGCAGGCGUGCAGCAAUCAGUACAACAUCGUUAUGGACUUUCUCAAUCCUAGUGGUCCAAUGAUGAAGCUUGUGUACAAGCUUCAAGCAGAGGAGUACAAAUAUGAAAUACCAGUCAGCUUCCUGCCUGGUCCUGUAAAGGUGUCCAUACAGGAAGGUGUUCUCCCAGAUUGCCCACUUUUAAACAACAAGCUGCAUUUUCCUCUGUCUGGUCUGCAGACACUCAGCCUGGCACUCAAUCCCUUUGAAUAUUACAUGUUUAUGUUUGCCUCCAGUCUCAUAACACCAAAGAACUACUCUCUAGGACAGCAUGUGAGCAGCCUGGAUAGUGCAUACUUUGUGCUAGUGGACACCUACCUCAAGUAUUUCCUUCCUACAGAGGGCAGUGUUCCCCCUUCUCCAUUCAUCUAUAAAAGAGGCUCUGUGUCUCCACCUGCUCCCAGGGCUCCCAGCGUGCCUUUUGCAGGGUAUGGCAUCCACAGCGCCAGCCUCCUUAAGCGCCACAUAUCCCAUCAGCCCUCAGUCACUGCUGACCCUGCAGCCCAGGAGAUCUGGAGGUCAGAGGCAUUACUACAGGUGUUUGUGGAGAUGUGGCUGCAUCACUACUCCCUGGAGAUGUAUCAGAAGCUGCAGUCCCCCCAGGUGAAGCUGGCGCUGCUGCAGUAUCGCCUCAGUAUGUCCAGCAUGCUGUGCCAACCCCUGACCCCUCCUGGCUCUGGAACCCUCCACACGUACCAAGAGCCAUUCACCCCAACAGAGGAGCACGUUCUGGUGGUUCGUCUCCUAGUGAAGCACCUCCAUGCCUUCUCCUGCAGCCUGAAACCUGAGCAGGUCUCCUCCUCGGCUCACUCCCACACCAGCCCCCUGGAGGAGUUGAAGAGGGUGGUGGUACAUCGUUUUGUCCAGCAGAAGCUAUAUGUGUUCCUCCAGCACUGCUUUGGCCACUGGCCUUUAGAUGCCUCUUUCAGAGUGGUGUUGGAGACGUGGCUUAGCUACAUCCAGCCAUGGAGGUACACAGGAGAGAAGACCAAUCCUCAGACAGACCAGAACAAAGGUGUACCUGAGAAAUGGAGCUUGUUUGUUCAGGAGAACCUGCUCAUGUACACCAAGCUCUUUCAGGGCUUCCUUAACAGGGUGGUACGCACAGACCUGGUCAACGUCAAAAAUGCACUAAUGGUCUUCAGGGUGGCCAAAGUCUUCGCUCAGCCAAAUCUAUCGGAGAUGAUUCAGAAAGGAGAGCAGCUGUUUCUGGAGCCGGAGCAUGUCCUCCACCACCGGCAGCACCGGUGCUUCCUCUCGCCGGGCCACGGUGGCAGCUUUUUAUCGGCCCGGCAGCCUGUGGUGACAGACAGGGUGUUCAGGGUGAAGAGCCACGUGUAUGGUCUGGAGGGCCAAGACUGUCAGUAUAAACAGAUGUUCGGCAUGGAGCUGAGGGGCACGGUCUUGAAGCUCAUUCAGAUCAUCGACCAGGCGAGGCAGACCGCCAAGAAGAUGUCAGAUCAGUCAGCUGAGGUGGCGGCCAACAACUCCUUCAUGUCCUGGUUUGGAAUGGGCUCCCCUGACCUCAACUACACCUUCAAUGGAGGAGAGGUGGAUGACACCGGGGCGUGUGUUAAGACCCAUGAGUUUCUGGAGAGGUCACUGGACUACCUCUGUCAGAUAUUUCGGCUGAAUGCAGGACAACUGUCUCAGCUGAUGGCUACCCUAGGCUCUGGUCAGGACGAUGGGAACUCCAAGCAGCUACCAGACUGUGUUCAAGGGGAGAACGGACUCAUCCUCACAGACCUGGGCCGGAUGCAGGUCAUCAAUGGACUGCGUAGAUUUGAGAUAGAGUACCAAGGGGACCCAGAGCUUCAGCCCAUCAGGAGCUAUGAGAACGCCAUCCUGGUCAGACUGUUCUUCAAGAUCUCAUCUCUGGUGAAUGAGAGGUUCGGAGGUCACAUGGAUGCUCUGUGCUCCCGGCCGGACUUCCUGGGCCAGUUGGGACGGCACUACCUGGCCAGCCCCGAGGCCGCGGCGGAUGGCAGGUGCAGGAGCCCAGAGACACGACUAACAGCAGAGAGGUACCGACGGCCGCGGCUAAGCCUGCGCAUGCUGGCGAGCUACAGAACCCUGCUGAUGCUUCUACUGCUUUACCUGUUUGGGGCACUGUUCUCACUCGGCCCCAUGUCCAGCACACUACUCAUCCUUACAGGAGGAUUUCUCUACGGACUCUUAAGUUGCCCUGUUUGGAGAUAAACUCAAGUUCCAGUAGCAGGAGAAUGAAAUGGCUUUUUUUUUUGCCACUUGCCUUCAUGCUUGGGCCACCUAUUGUGAUAAAUGUUGUUUCUUUUUAAUCUUGUAAAUAAAUUCAAGCACAUUGCCGUUUGGAUGACGUUA
Molecule: messenger RNA, 2965 nt
Organism: Oncorhynchus mykiss (rainbow trout)
Lineage: Eukaryota; Metazoa; Chordata; Actinopteri; Salmoniformes; Salmonidae
Product: sphingomyelin phosphodiesterase 4
Biological process (GO): ceramide biosynthetic process; glycerophospholipid catabolic process; sphingomyelin catabolic process
Molecular function (GO): sphingomyelin phosphodiesterase D activity
Source: RefSeq, a predicted model, not a curated record